AGCAAAAUGGACUUCGAGAGAGAACCGGAAAAGUUGGACCCCUGAUUGAUAAAGUUCUUGCUCGUUGGAUCGAUUGAUCUUAUGCGGCUCUGUUACGUUUAAACGUUCGGCUUCGGCAUCUGCUCCAGGAAACUGUUUUCUUAGAUUGUGAUUGGUGAACAAGCUGUUUUUUUUCCUGACAAAGUCUUUGUUCGGUAUGGCAACGUGAACAGGUGCAAAGAAAACGAUGCAACCACCGUCCUGGACGAUUCGUCUGCAGCACGGCGAGGGCGGUCGUGUGCUGCCAAACCGCACGGUGGUGUACGACGAUAAGGAUAAGAGUCUCUCGCUUCUGUCUGCGACAUCAUUUUCUUCUUCGGAUGCUGGUAGUACGGAAGAUCAUGUUGAUGGCGUGGUCAUCUACCGGUGGUCGCUCUCGACAGUGUUACAGCACGCCCAAGACCUAGCACAGCAGACCGCUGCGGACGACGAUAUUAGGCGCGGGGAUGAAAAAGCGAAGAGUAUAAUCCGAGACGGAACAUCAACAUCACGAGCAAGUCUUUUCCUCAUGGAAAAUGGAUGUCGCUCUACGGGUGCUCAGGAACUUUGCUUCUUCAUUGCGAGUGAAGCUGAAAGUUCAGCAGAGGGAUCAUUCGUCAGCAUUUACGGAGUCUUUUUCGACGAGCUUUCCGGAGCUCACACACGAACGUGCAGCUACGAUCCAGUGGAAAUACUGCCGAUAGAAAAUGACCUCGGUGAGUUGUACUACAGCUCAGCGGAAGCACCCUUUGCUGUGGUCGCAGAUCGUGGCGAGGAAGUGCAGGGAAACAAUAAAACGGUGCUCAUUGUGAAGAAAAUUUUCGACGAGCCAACGACUGGCGCGUCGUUUCAACUGGUCCAAGUUCCGGUUGAAGCUUCAGCAGAGGGCGAGCAGGAGGAACUCUGCGUGAUCCAUAGUGGAGGUAAGUUGUACAAUUACGAUGAGCCCUACGAAGAUGAAGAAGGCCAGAUGGUGUAUGAUGAGCAGUACGACGUCGAGCCCGGGCACUCCGAUGGCGAAGUCGUCGGUCAAUAUUCGGCUGUUUCGGUUUUGGCGAGCAAUCCAGAUCAAAGCAAUGUUACCGAUGCUUGUGUGCAUGCCGAGAGAAAUAAAAGCGCAAUCGACGGUGAUGAUGCGACCGCCGCGGCGUCUGAUGUUGACUGUCCUUCGGUGGUCAUCAGCGCGCCACUACCCAAAAACACCUUGCUCGCUCGCGCGCUGAACGCGCACCGUCCAUCGGCACCCGGCGUUGACAAGGGAAAGGGAAAAGCGGCGAAAGCCGCGAAUAAAGGACCAAAACAUAAUAUCUCGUCGACCCACAUUUCGCAGCAACUUGGCUACGCGACCCGCACCGCGCCGCUGUCGACCGCGAAAAAGAGUAAUCAGAACACCGGAAAUCUACCGACAACAUUUCAUCGCAAAGUGCGCUCGGCGGGCUAUGGGCAGGCGAAGGCGGCGCCGCCGAAAAAGCGUUUUCAGCGGCCAGAUUUUGGAGUGCCGAAAAGCGCGCUGGAGGCGAAAAGCGAAUGGGGAACAAGGCAGGUUGAUGUUGGGCAGCGAGGAAAUUGUCCUCCUAUCACAGGAGCUGCGAAACGCUCGGCUGCAGCGCCACAGGGCACGACAUCUUCUGGCGGCGGACGAGGUGCAUUAAAUCACGGCUGUGAAAAAAUUGCCGACUGUGACUACCUGGAUAAUCUUGUCGUGGCGGCGGACUUGGAGAUUAAGGAAGCUGUGAUGGAUCUGUGUUACUUUGGCGGCAGCUCGCAGAGCAAAUUGCUCGUGCUGACAUCCGAUAACGUCGUCUCGCUCGUCCAAAAAACUACCUCACCCGUGCUGUCUAGCUCUACUUCCAAAGAGAUUUUACAUUCGGGCCACCAUCAACUACCAGAUUUUGCUGUGAAAUCCGCUUUCUCCCUCGACAAUUCGUUAGGACGCGUCUGCCAGAAGAUCCGAACGUCAUGCCCCGGGUCUGCCAGUGCGCAAAUUUCAGCCAACGGAUUUUCUGAUCAACUAUUACUCGCCGUGACGGAAGACAAUUGCAGAGCCGGGUUGUACAGUCUGAACUCCGAAAGCUUCGGGAAAAUCGUGUGUGAGUUGACGACGAGUAGUUCAUCAUCAACAGUAAUAUCCGGCGCAGCUGCAACCUCCACAGGGACAGCAUCAAAUUCGAAUAAAAUGAAGCCUACAUCAACUUCUCGACGCGCGGCGAAGAUCCGCGACGCGUGCUUCGUGGCGAACAGCAGUGCGAUUGCCGCUGUGGUCGAGGAUGACCACUUCAACGCCGGGGCACAAAGCCGUGGAACCUCGGGAAUUGGGAUUUUCAAGUACAGUCUGCAAAAACGCGACUACGAGGACGACGUCAAUCGAUUCCAGCAGCAGGGGGGCAGUGCAGUUUGCGUUGGGGUUUUACGGCAGCGACCUGUCAAUGGUCACCAGCAGCCCGAGCAGCUGCAAAGUUGUACCAUCCCGAGAAAAUAUUCGAAAAUCGCUUCCCCCAGCAACGUUCUCUCCGCCUUGCUCCUCGCUUCCGCCACGUCGGGCGCGAAUAACGGGAUUCACCUCUGGGACUUGAGUCACGAAAGGAUCGUCGCCACUUUCUCCACCGGCGGUGCGGAUAAUUUCUCCUCCACAAAAAGCUCGACAACGAACGAGACCUACAGCAACGCGGGACGGUUGACUUGUAUGGAAUUCUGUACUCCGAGUAACGCAUAUUCGAGCAUUGGGAAUUUGUCGCUGUUUUACACCGCCUCAACGGACGGGUUCUGUGAUCUGUUUGACAUCCGGUGCAAAAGUGGGAAGAGAUCCUCUGUCGCCAGUUUCUCUGGGUGCCACAAGCACUCCUUCCUUCCCCAUCUGAAGAUUAAAAUGUCCGGCUGCAUGCGCUACUUGGCUUGCGGCAGCGAGGAUGGCAGCGUCGUUCUCUACGACGUGCGGCGAGCGGUGACGGGGUCGUUCUAUUCGUUCUCAGACGCAAUAUCAAACCAAGAGAAUGCAGCACUACAACAAACAGACGCUAGUGUCACCUACCCGCACACCCACACCUCCGCGCAGCCGUGUUCUGUGGUUGAUUUCCACCCGGUAACUGGGACUCUGACCACCGGCGGGUUUGACAAGCGGGUGUGCUUUUUGAAGAACGCGGAGUUGCUGCCGGUCGGGACGAGGAAAAACCUGCGUCGCGGUGGAGGUGCUCGCGGUGCGGUCAGGAGGAAGCCAGGUGGGGGAAUGCGAAAUUUUUUGCAAGGCGAAGCGGUGAUGGAAGAACCGGAUGGAGGUCUUCCUCUUCAGCCAGAUGUUGACAUACAAGAAGCGGAAGUUUCGUACGAAGAGGUGGUUGCGCACCAAUUGACUGAGCCCCGCGAGCUUGAAGUCGAUCACGCAUUUUUCUGAGCGAGAAGACAAGCUAAAUUUAACGCAAAGAAGGCUCGACCUAAUAUGUUGCCGUGGGAUCGUGAGGUCAUUUUGCGCAAUUGUACUCAGAGGCCAU
Molecule: messenger RNA, 3503 nt
Organism: Amoebophrya sp. A120
Lineage: Eukaryota; Dinophyceae; Syndiniales; Amoebophryaceae
Source: the annotation of a GenBank genome assembly